Molecule: messenger RNA, 2312 nt
Organism: Corvus hawaiiensis (hawaiian crow)
Lineage: Eukaryota; Metazoa; Chordata; Aves; Passeriformes; Corvidae
Gene: MARCO
Product: macrophage receptor with collagenous structure
Exons: 15
Coding region: 181-1560 (459 amino acids)
Cellular component (GO): membrane
Source: RefSeq, a predicted model, not a curated record
GGUGUGGAUCUCCAGCUCACCCCUACCUGAAGACUUACUACAUUUCAUUCCAUGGCCAAGCAAAGCGGCGAGGACACAGCAGCGCCAAGGAUGAGCACAGAGCUGCAGCCCAGGACCAAACUGUGUGACAGUGACUGCCUUGCACCUCGGGGAGGGCAGGACGUGGUGGUGGCAGCGUAGAUGCGGACGGCUCUGCCCAGCUCCUACCGAAGGCUCCUGCCUGUGGGCUUGGAGCCUCAGAGCCAUAAAAAGGCAUCCACAUGCUGUGUUCGGACAGCCCUCAGCAUCUACCUGCUGCUGCUGACGGCCGGCCAGGGGCUGCUGAUGUACAAAGUAUUUAAGAUGCAGAGAGAGAUAUUGAAACUUCAAGAGCAAAAUGCCUCCUAUACAGAAGAGAUUCUGAAGAGCUCCUUUGGCAACAAUCUGGCUUUGGCAAGAAGCUCUACUGAGAAGAGCUUUCUCAUGAGACAUGAAGAAAACUGGAGGAGAAGCUUAGAAGAGCAAAUCACCAUAAUUAAAAGUAACAAUGCAAACUUGAUGAUGAGGAUGAACAACAUCACCGUGGUUGCAGGGCCUCCUGGACGCAAAGGAGAUCCUGGUCCACCAGGGUUACAGGGACCACCAGGGACAAAGGGAGACCAAGGCAUACAUGGACCCCAGGGUGAGAAGGGGAGCAAAGGAGCUCCUGGUCCUACUGGCCCAAGUGGUGAUCCAGGAGUGAAAGGAGAAAAAGGAGAGAUAGGGCUUGCAGGUCCCCAAGGACAGAAAGGUGACAUGGGCAAGAAGGGAGACCCUGGGCCCCAGGGACCUGUGGGUCCUCAGGGACAGCAUGGAGUCCCAGGACUGCCAGCUCACGAUGGUAGCCCAGGGAAGCCUGGACCUCCUGGGCCGAAAGGAGAGGAAGGUGCAGCUGGACAACGUGGACCUCCUGGAAGUCCUGGCCUCGAUGGCAGACCUGGUCAGAAAGGGGAGAAGGGGGACGAGGGCCCCAGAGGUAGCCCAGGAAUACAAGGCAUUGCUGGACUCAAAGGUGAUCAGGGAGAACAAGGAAUAGCAGGACCUCCAGGGCAAAAGGGAGCAAAGGGAGACCAGGGCCCACCAGGUACCCCAGGCCCAGUUGGUCAAAAAGGAAGCAAGGGUGAUUACGGCACUAAGGGUCUGAAAGGAGAACCAGGACUGAAAGGAGCCAAGGGAGAGAGCGGAUAUCCUGGUUCCCAAGGAGUAAAAGGGAGCAAAGGUGAAAAAGGAGAAGUUGGCCUCAGUAAUUUUGUACGACUCGUGGGAGGAGACAGAAGGGGCCGUGUGGAAAUCUUCCACAAAGGGUCCUGGGGAACAAUAUGUGACGAUGGCUGGACCAUCCGAGAGGCCGGCGUAGUCUGCCGAAUGCUGGGAUUCAACCGUGCAGUCUCUUACUUCACAGCCUCAGCAGGCACCGGACAAAUUUGGCUCGAUGACGUAAAUUGCAAGGGGGGUGAAAUUACAAUUACGGACUGUAGCAAGCGUGACUGGGGUGCACACAACUGCAACCACAACGAGGAUGUUGGGGUGGAGUGCACUUGAUGGGACACCAAGUCUGUCCUGGGAGCUGCUGCUGCCUCUGCUCUCCGUGGAGCUUUUCAUCAGGCUGUGCUUUUGUGCCUCUCUACCAGGUCAUAAAAAUAUUGACAAAGAAAGUUGAAUUUUUCACAAAUCAGUAACAGUUGCAAGACCUACAGGUAACCUGAAACAUCCCAGCUGUCACAAAACAAUUGGAGCUCAGGCAUGUGAGCCAGUUCACAGCUUUUCCAGCUACCUGACAUCAGCUCAUCUGCAGGAGCUCACAUGUGUGUGACCUCUAAGUCCACAGGGGAGGUGAUGGUCCACAUUAGCUUAGUGCAGUAAGGAUCAGUGUGCAGAAACCUGCACUUACUGCAGCUGAGCUGGCUAGUCCAUCUUCAUCACAGUACAGUUGUGAACCUGAGCUUAAAACCCCCAGGGAAGUGCAUACACCCAAAACAGCAGAUGCUCAGAAAUCAUCAGAUGAUCACUCUGGCAUGCAAAUAUAAAUAUUCUUCAGAAAGUAUGCUGAUCACACAUUAAAGUGCAAAAAUAAGUGCCUGGGAUCUAGGUGCCAUACUAUCCUGGUUUAGCAUAGCGCUUUGUUUUGACCUUAGCUAAGUCCCUUGCCUUCUCUGUCAGCAUUUUCUAACCUGUCUCCAGGAGCAAUACCCCUUACUUAUCUGGUGUAUAAAGCUAAGCUUUUCAUACCUUUUGAAAUUAAAUGCUCCAGUAAAGCAAAAUCAUGACAAAUAAAAAAUGUAGCAAAGCAUGAA